CUGAAAGUUUAGCCAAGACAAGAAAGAGAGCUCUAAAUUUGGCACAACUAUACAGAGGUUGACAAUGUCUGCUGCUGUGUCCACAACCAAGGAUGUUCCCUAUAAUGCUCAUUUGGAUGAAGAGCUCAAAAACAAAGGAACCAACAAGGUUGUUGGGGAACCACACCAGCUUCCUUACAGUGAUGAUGCUGAAGAAAUUGAGCAAGAAGAAGAGGAACACCCCAAGUUGGAAUUGGAUCUAGGCCCUCAGUUUUCCCUCAAGGAACAGCUUGAGAAAGAUAAAGAUGAUGAAAGUUUGAGAAAAUGGAAGGAACAACUUCUUGGAAGUAUUGAUAUGUCUGCUAUUGGAGAGAACAAAGAUCCAGAAGUGAAGAUAGUGAGCCUCACCAUAACAUGCCCCGGUAGGCCUGACCUCAUCCUACCAAUUCCAUUUACUGGUGAUUCUAAAAAGAGCAUCUUCACCCUUAAGGAAGGAAGUCAAUACCGCUUGAAAUUCUCUUUCACUGUCUCCAACAACAUUGUUUCUGGCCUCAAAUACUCCAAUGUUGUUUGGAAAACUGGGGUUAGAGUUAUAUUUGGCAUUCAUGAAUUUAUUGAAAUAGUGGACAACACCAAAAAAAUGUUGGGAACUUAUAGCCCAAGGCAGGAACCAUAUACUUAUGAAUUGGAAGACGACACUACCCCUUCGGGCUUGUUUGCUAGGGGAACCUAUUCAGCAAGAACCAAAUUUGUAGAUGAUGAUCGUAAAUGCUACUUGGAUACCAGCUAUCACUUUGAAAUUCAGAAGAAUUGGCCUACUCACAUUUGAGAUUCCAAUCUUAAGUAAAUUUGUUGGUGGAUUUUUUUUCAUCUGUCAUCUUAUGUCAUUUUGGAACAGAUUGAAA
Abrus precatorius (Indian licorice) is the source of this 884-nucleotide messenger RNA. Its product is annotated as rho GDP-dissociation inhibitor 1-like. Gene Ontology annotation, cellular component: cytosol; cytoplasm; membrane. Bases 65 to 808 code for a protein of 247 amino acids. Lineage: Eukaryota; Viridiplantae; Streptophyta; Magnoliopsida; Fabales; Fabaceae. Gene Ontology annotation, molecular function: Rho GDP-dissociation inhibitor activity; protein binding. Gene Ontology annotation, biological process: Rho protein signal transduction. The transcript has 5 exons. The record is from RefSeq and is a predicted model, not a curated record.